Molecule: messenger RNA, 3893 nt
Organism: Aedes albopictus (Asian tiger mosquito)
Lineage: Eukaryota; Metazoa; Arthropoda; Insecta; Diptera; Culicidae
Product: E3 ubiquitin-protein ligase AMFR
Exons: 10
Coding region: 756-3221 (821 amino acids)
Biological process (GO): ubiquitin-dependent protein catabolic process; protein K48-linked ubiquitination; endoplasmic reticulum unfolded protein response
Cellular component (GO): cytosol; ubiquitin ligase complex; endoplasmic reticulum
Molecular function (GO): ubiquitin protein ligase activity; ubiquitin binding
Source: RefSeq, a predicted model, not a curated record
CAAUUGGCGAAUUACCCUAUAUAUUUUUCUCGAAAGACGAACCACCGAAGGAAAAUCUGUCAAGCGGCCAAGAAAAAAAAAAACGCCUAGGAAAAGUAUCGGGAAAAUUGCGACUCUGAAAUUCGGUAGUGAUCCAAGAAGGAACUUCCGCUGGAUAGCUGUGCGCGAGAUUUUGUGAUUUUGGUAGAUUUUGAAGUGAAGUGAAAUACAGUGCAGCAGUAACAUCCCAGUAUUGUGGAAUGGGGUUCUCUCGGAUUGACGACAUUGAAAAGUGCAAACAUUACCUAAUUUGAGUCGAAAGGAAGAGCUGAAAAAGCGGGGGUGGCAGCAGUAAAAUAGAAUCGCAAAAAAAAUACAAACACCCACCCAACCCAGGCUUAAAGGCGAAGAAGUGAAUGUCACCCAACAAGGCGGACAAUCCACGGCUCGUGAUAGUGAUAGUAGGCGCAGCAGCAGCAGUAGCAUAGAGCCAGUGUCUACCCCGAAGGAGUGUUUCCACAGCAACGCAGAAAAGUAGGCAAAUAUUGUGUGUGAGACAGGAAUGUGAAGUGUAGUUAUGCUGUUCAAUAGCAGAAAAAUUAUUCAGUGAAACAAGAGAAAAAAAAAAUGUGCCAAAGUGGUAAAUCCAUAAAGCAGAAGGUGUUGUCGAAAGCGAAAGAUCGGCUAAUGGAUUAAUGUGCGCGUCGUGGUCGAAAAUUUGUGCUCCCUCUUCGUUCAUUGUGAGUUUGACUGCGGUCGCGGUUUGAGUGCAGAAAAUGCCGGUCGCACUGAACGGAUCGAUUCCGCUGCCCAGCAUUCGGGUCUACACCAGUGCCAGUGUCCUGUUGGUGUCCCUGUGCUUGUACUACGCGGUCAAUGUGACGAGUGAUCCCUUCUGGAGACAGCAGAGCAAUGCCACGGCCACGGCCGGAGUUGUGCCUCCUUCUACGGUGCUGUCUGGGUCGGUAGCUACGGAAGCUGCGGCGGCCGCUGCUCGGGAUGUGGCUGCCGGGGCCGCUGCUGGGGUGGUCGGGAAUGGGGUUGUAGGGAAUAAACUGGACUCCUUGUUGACUGUGAAGGAGAUCAAUGACUUCGAGGAGAAGAUCCUUGCGGCAACGGAUGCCGAUCUGAAGAAGAUGAUGGAGCAGGAAGCGGAACUGCUGGAACGAUCGGCGGCGAACGACUCCCGGACGAUCGGAGCGCAUCUGAAGGAUAUCGCUUCGUUCAUGGGAAGUGAGCCGAUUUGUAUUUGGACGCUGAUAAACAUGGCCUAUUGCUGUCUAAUCCUACUCGGCAAAUCGAUCCAGAAGGUGGUUUUCGGAGAGCUUCGAAUCUCCGAACAACAGCACAUGAAGGACAAAUUUUGGAACUUUAUCUUCUACAAGUUCAUUUUCGUGUUUGGCGUUGUAAACGUGCAGUAUCUACACGAGGUCAUCCUGUGGGUAUCAUGGUUUUCCGUCCUUGGCUUCCUCCACUUGCUGUCACAGCUGAGCAAAGACCGCUUCGAAUACCUCUCGUUUUCGCCAACGACACCGGGAUGGUCCCAUUUUCGGCUGAUCGCGCUCCUGUCGGCGAUCCUCACCCUGUCCGGCUUCAUGCUGAUCGUCUCGAUCGGGGUAGGCGUCUUCAUCAGCGGAGUCAACACGUUCGCCUUCAUGGCGGCUGAGUGUGUUCUGCUCUCGAUACGCACCCUGCACGUGCUGAUACGGUAUGCCAUGUUCCUGUACGAUAUGCGCCAAGGUGGAAUCACCCAUGAAUCAGCAAUUUCCUGGGACAAGCGCGGCCCGGUGGCGUACUACAUCGAGCUCAUCUUCGAGGUGGCCGCCCUGGUGGUAGACUUCGGUCACCAUCUGCACAUGCUCCUGUGGAGCAACAUCUUCCUCUCGAUGGCGAGCCUGGUGAUCAUCAUGCAGCUGCGCUAUCUGAUCAAUGAAAUCCAGCGGAAAAUCAAAAAGCACCGCAACUACCUGUGGGUGCUGAACCACAUGGAGAAGAGCUACCCGCUGGCAACGGCGGAGGAUCUCAAGCAGAACUGCGACAACUGUGCCAUUUGCUGGGAGAAGAUGGAAACGGCGCGGAAGCUGCCGUGUUCGCACCUGUUUCACAAUUCGUGUCUACAGUCCUGGCUGGAGCAGGACACAAGCUGUCCAACCUGCCGUCUGGGGCUUAGCGUGCACAACAACAACGUUAACAUUCUGCCGAACGAGAUCCGCAUCGACGAUACGGAACCGGCAGGCCGUACGGCUAACAAUCACUUCUUCCACUUCAACGGAUCUCGGUACGUGUCCUGGUUGCCGAACUUCUCCGUGGAGGUGACCCACAUCAACUCGGUACUCCGGAACGAACCAAGUCCUCGCGAAACAGCGGUCAACCACACCUCGCAAAUCCGGAACAUGGCACGACACGUGCAGGAGAUGUUUCCGCGCUUUCCGCUGUCAACUCUGAUAGCCGAUCUGCAGAUUUCCCGAUCGAUCGAAGUCACGAUCGACAACAUUCUGGAGGGACGCCUGCAGGUACCGGCGCGGUUCCAAGAAUUCGACGACCUCGACGAUGACAGCGCCACAACGGCCAAUACGACAACCAACGGUAACGACGGAAACAGCACCAGCGCUACCAUGAGCAAUAUCAACAGCUUCAACAGCAGCCAGCCGGAGACACCGGACUCCGCAAGUGGCCUGAGUGGUUUCCCUGCCAUAACCGCAAACGAUUACUACGUCAAUGCGGACGAAUUCAGCCCUAGCAACCAUUACGGUGGUGGUGGUGGCGGUGGUGGUGGUGCGGGUGGAUCUGAAUCGAACAUGUCGACACUUUCCUCGAUCGGAAGCAGCAGCGGUUACGAAGUGGAGCGGAGUACAAACAUUUUCGGUAACUUCGAUAACCUGCUGCGGGAUGAGAGCUUCGACGAUGUGCCACUGGGCGAUCGGUUUUCGAAGAGUUCCGAGGAGCGGGAACGGAUUCUGCAGCGAAGGAAGGAACAGUUGCUCGUCAUCGCGAGAAGAAAGUAUUUAGAAAAGAACAAAUCCGAACUGAACCAGUCACCUGCCGCCGCUGGCUACAGCCAAGGUGACGCCAUACGGCAUCGCAACAAGAGCUGUAUGGAAGAGCAGCAGCCAUCAACUCCACUGAAUUCGUCCAGCACUUUGCCAUCCUCCAGUUCGCUUUCUUCCAGCGCUACGGCAACCACCAGCACCAGCACGGUUGGCAGUAGACACAGCACUAGUUUUACCAGUGACGGAGAGUAGCGCGGCCAAAUCAAGUCUCAACUACCUAAUUGCGAGUCAGAAAAAGUGUAAACCAUUUUUUUUUCGAAACAAACAAACAAACAAGAAGGAAAAACAAUUGUGAUCAUUAUCAAGUAGUGAAGCUAAGCAAAAAAAUAAACAAAUAACACGAGCAAGUGAGAAAUAAUAACAAAGCAGUAUCAGCAAAUGCGAAACAACAGAACAAACAAGUGAACAAUGGCUAAAAUUAAAGUAGAAAAUAGCGAAGGUAACAAUUCUUAACAGUAACAGUGAAGUAAUUCAAGUAAAAAUAAAUCAAAAAGGGUAAUGACUUGAUGUGGGUGUUCGCCACGUGUCGAAGUCGAAGUCGAAAACAUGAUAGUAAUGUAGGAAGAUUAGUGACACAAAAAUGUACUGCAAGCGUUGUGAUGUUAUUUAUUUAUACUAUACUGUAAACACUGAGAUGUAAACUAGAGUAGGUCCGAACUCAAUCCGAUGCGGAAGGAAGAAGUGUAUUUUAAAUGUACUGAUGACGUCGGCCGCCUAAGGGGCACCGACAGUGCCACGCUGGUGUAGUUUCGUAGGUGAAUAAUGAACGAGAAAGAUAGGUGUAUUUCUGCUUAAAAGUGUAUGAAACUGCGCGCGGAGUCUUAGGAAAUAAAAUUGAAAUCUCAAUGAUUCAGUUGUUACACA